Alosa alosa (allis shad) is the source of this 2520-nucleotide messenger RNA. Its product is annotated as interleukin-1 receptor accessory protein. Gene Ontology annotation, biological process: signal transduction. The record is from RefSeq and is a predicted model, not a curated record. Gene Ontology annotation, molecular function: interleukin-1 receptor activity. The coding region runs from base 120 to 2003 and encodes 627 amino acids. NCBI's taxonomy places the organism in Eukaryota, Metazoa, Chordata, Actinopteri, Clupeiformes, Clupeidae. The transcript is spliced from 12 exons.
GCCAAAAACGGCAGUUUAAAGAAAAGUGACAAGGAGCCUAUGGCAAACUUUAAGGUGGGGACCGCGUCCACUAUUGACCACGGCCGCUACUCUGCAGAUUGUCAUCUCGCUGCGCCACUAUGCCCUGCCCUGCCCUGCGUGUCAGAUCUCUCGAGGAGGAGUCCCCCAUCCCGCGGCGGAUAGUGGAUGUACCACCGGGCAUGGUUGCCCUCAUCAUCUCCCUCCUCUCUUUCGCUGUGGUGAUUGAAGGGGAGGCCACUGAAGCUGCCACUCAAGUUAACAACCACUCAGAGUCUCAGUGUCUGGACUGGGGUGAGGUGGUGCAGCCCGUGGCUGUGCAGGAGGGGGAGGUCGGGUGGCUGCGUUGCCCACUCCACCACAACGUCUACAACUACAGCUCCACGCAAGCCAGCGGCCUCAACCUCCUCUGGUACCGCAAGGCGGCCGGCCAGUCUCUGGAGGAACCCAUUAAACUCAAACAGUACCCCAAGGACAGAGAGUGGCUGUGGCUGGAACCGGCCACCCAGCAAGACUCGGGCAAAUACACCUGCAUGUUGAGCAACAAGACGUUUUGCAUCAGGGUGUCCAUGAGACUUGAGGUGAUGCCGCAGGGAAAUGGGACGUGUGUGGACCAGGUGGCUGUACCGCCCAAAGAGAAGCGCAUCCCACUCCAGAGUAUGAGAACGUUCUCGUGUCUCGACGUCGACAUGGUACAGCGCCGCAACCUCAGCUACACCACCACGUGGUACCAUGAAUGCAGGACCGUUGAAAGCCUUAACAGAUUUCAAAUGAAAGCUGAUGGUGACACUGUCACUGUGUAUAGCAUGUUUGAGCAUUUACGUGGAAACUACACAUGUGUGGUCUCUUAUGACAAGGCUGGUCGACGUGUCAACUUCACCAGACUGGUCCACGUUGUCGCCGUGUCCAAUGACAAGGUUCGUAAAGAGCCCACCAUACUCAACCCGGCCGAGGGGCAAGAUUUCACUGUUAAACAAGGAGAGACUGCAGUACUGACCUGUAGGGCCCUGCUGCCCUACCUGGAAAGAGAGACCGGAGAGGUAGAGACGCAGUAUCUCUGGUGGACUGUGGACAGCAGAAGAGUGGAGGAUGUGGGUGACCAGCGGUUCAACGUCACCUCCAGGAUGUUACUCAAUGAGUUGGGGGACGAGACCAGAGACACUGUGCUGCAAAUUCGUGACUUCAAGCGGGAGGAUCUGCACAAAAAUUACAGCUGCACCGCUCGCAACAGCCGAGGAAACGCCACAAGCCAAGCUGUCCUCAAGGAGGAGGUGGAGAAGCCAUACGUGGCGCUGAUCUGUGGGCUGUCUGUGAUCAUAAUCAUCAUGGUGUCCAUGUUUGUCAUUUACCACGUCUUCUGGCUGGAGCUGCUACUCUUCUACCGCUCCCACUUUGGCUCCGACGAGAGGUCCACAGAUGAUAAGGAGUAUGACGUGUACAUCUCGUAUGCGCGGCAGAGCGAGGAAGAGGAGUUUGUGAUCAAGACACUGCGCAAGGUGCUGGAGAACGAGCUGGGCUACACCGUGUGCAUCUUCGACAGAGACAGUCUUCCCGGAGGCACCAUAACCGAUGAGACUCUGUCUUUCGUGAAUGCCUGCCGGCGCCAGAUAGUGGUGGUGAGCCCCGAGCGGGAGGUGAAGGGCACCCAGGCCAUGCUGGAGCUGCGGGCCGGCCUGGACCGCAUGGUGUCCGGCGGAGGCCUGCGGGUCAUCCUGGUCCAGUACAAACGCAUCAGCCGUGACAGUUGGGUGCGGGAGCUGAAGCGUGCACGUGGCGUUCUGGCGCUGGUGCGCUGGGAGGGCGAGCGCUCGCACGACCUCUCCUCGCGCUUCUGGAAACGCCUCCAGGUGGAGCUGCCCAUCAGGAGGGUCAAGGGGUCGUUGUCGCUGCCACUGGAGUCAGUGACGACAGAGCAGAGCUCUGUGCCGCUGAAGAGCAAAGAGGCAGUGAAACGCAUAGGUGUCCUAAGCUGUCUAAAGACAUGAAGUUGUGUGGUCGGGAGAGUUGAAAAGGUGAUCAGGCCCAUAGAGUAUUGCUAACCUGGCUCUGCCUGAGUGCUCAUUUUCUCACUGGGAUUACAUCCUGGAAUGCCUUUUAGCAUUAUUAGCGUUCGCUCAGCCACCAGGAUGGCUUCAAUCAUUGACCAAAAGAGGUUGCCAAGUGCAGUGACAUGGGGCGAUGAGGAGGACACAUGUAACUCCUCUGCUAGUCACCCUCCACUGGCUAACAGGUCAACACCAGCCUAUGCUAUGCUAUGAUUCAGUUCUACUAACCCUCACGGCCACAUAUUAUUAUUAUUAUUAUUAUUAUUAUUAUUAUUUGUCUUGUGUUUUGUUAGUGGUUAUGGGAAAAAAAAAUACAAUGCUAAAUGCAAUGCUGUAACCAUAACCAUUUGCUCACUUACACUACAUUAAAAUGGCACUUUCCGUUCCUUUGCAAAAUAAUUUUGCACUCUUUUUCAUUUUUAUCUGUGUUCACAACAUGUAUUGUUUUCAUGCUUGA